Molecule: messenger RNA, 1371 nt
Organism: Dendrobium catenatum
Lineage: Eukaryota; Viridiplantae; Streptophyta; Magnoliopsida; Asparagales; Orchidaceae
Product: craniofacial development protein 1
Exons: 6
Coding region: 129-959 (276 amino acids)
Source: RefSeq, a predicted model, not a curated record
UCUCAUUUAACACGUUAACUUAAAUCUAUUUCGGCGAGACAGCGUACAAAGGGUCAGCCUCCAUAGACUCAUAGAUUUCUUCCUUCUCGCUCCCCAGCUUCCCACCUCCCACACCCUGCGUUCCAAUAAUGGAGGCGAUUGGUUCGAAGGAUCAAGCUUUACAUAGGGUCCUAGCAGGUGAAAUGCAAAACGGACGAGGAAAGCUCGUUGGAAUUUCAAAUGGAUCUGUCCAAGCAGUUGAACAGAGGCCUAGUUUAAAGGAGGAGAUUGAAGCAAAUGAAAGAAAGGCUCGGGUUGAUGCUACUUGGGAACGGAUGAAUAGGAGCCUACCUGUUAAAAUGCCAAAACCUUCAAUGAGUAGGUCAACUCCAGAAAGGAAAGCAAAAACUCAAAAAACUCCUGACUGGAUGGUGGCUCUGGGCCUUGCACCUAAGAAGACUUCAGCCAUCCAGGAGACUAUGGGGAAAAGACCAGCAACUGUUCAUAAUUGCACAGGUGAGGAAGCUAGAAAAGCUGCUGCAGCAGCUCUUUCGGCUGUUAGGGAAGUUACAUCUGCCUCUGCUUCCACUGGAAAAGUUGAGAUCAAAGAAGUCCGGGAUUUUGCAGGCGAGGAGAUGGAAGUAAAGAAACUCGUUGAUGCCAACUCAAGAGAGGCAGUUGAAAAGGCCAAGACUGCCGGUGCCCAGCCUUCAGCGCUCGACAGCAUUCUUGAUCAGAUAAAGAAGAAACAGAAGCUUAGUGUCCUCGACAAAACCAGGAAAGACUGGGGUGAGUUCAAGGAAGAGAACAAGGGGCUUGAAGAUGAGCUCGAUGCCUACAAGAAGAGCUCGAAUCAGUAUCUCGACAGGGUCUCCUUUCUACAGAGGACUGAUAUCCGAGAAUUUGAGCGAGAGAGAGAUACAAGGCUGGCUAUGCAAGCAAAGAGAAAGCCAGCAGAUAUGAGAGAGGAUAACUUCUAGCCUGGUCAGAACCGUUUCAGAAUUAUCCGGAUUUCUCUCUGUCUACAGUAAAAGUGCAGUCAAAGCGUAGCUGCUACAGUAGCUGCGCUUUGACUAUGCUAUUCCUGUAAAUAGAGAGAAAUCCAUAUGAUUCUCUCUUCCGGUGUCUGCACCUAAUAAGUUGCCCUUCCUCAAUGACUAGAUCUCUCCAUUGUCUGAGUUCUUGGUGAUCUAGCCCAGUUUUUAGAUUUUGUGUUGGAAGAAUUGUUGAUAUUUAUUGUACAUGCGUUACUACUUUUGGUCUUAAUUGAAUCUCUAAGCCAUUCCAUAUCUUUUAUGUUCUCUUACAUGUGAAUUAUCAUCCCCUGUAGCUGUAAUGGGUAGAGGAAUAUCCACUUCUCACUAAUGAAAGGUUUAGUCAGAUUUAUUACAA